ACGUUAGAAAUUGUCGAAAAUUGAUAAUAAUAUUUUUUUAGUUUUUUUUGGAUUAAAACAGUUCUAAUAAUUUAGAAUUUAUAAAAGUUGUGCUUGCUACAGAAAUAAAAUCAUUAAGAAUAUUUUAAUUGAAUAUCAAUUUAGUUCUCAUAACGCAAAGUGGUAUAAUAUGCCAUUAUCACUGUUUACUAAAAACCAUAUUUGAAAUUCUGGUUUUAUAGUACUUUCACGAAUGAAAUGUUAGUGUAUAGGGUAUUAGUGUUUUGUGCUACAAUUGUAAAUUGCUUUGGUGAAGAGCAUGAUUUCCAAAAUGACCCAUACUGGUUUUUUGACUCCAAAACGGCCUACAGUUUUGUUCGUGGAAAAGACUUGAAUAUACCAGAAAACUGUCAGAUCCAGCAAAUAUUCAUGUUGUGCAGACACGGUACGAGAAAUGCUUCCAAGGAAGACAAUAAAGACAUGUUACAGUUAAUCCCAUUAAAAAAUGUUAUAAAAAAUAGCGAUAAGCUAAAAGCAACCGACAUUAGAGCUAUAAGAAACUGGAAAAAUGAAGCAAACGAUGACACAGACAAAGAUUUACACGAUCAAGGAAGAAAAGAUAUGAAAAAAUUGUCAUCUAGCAUAAAAGAAGCAUUUGGUGACAUAUUUAAAGAAACAUUUAAUCCUGAUAUCCAUAAAGUAUUAACUUCGCACGAAGUUCGAGCCAGGCAAAGUGGCUAUCACUUUUUAAAAAAUGCAUUUGGAAAUAAGAUCCAUAUCACAAGUAUUGAUGACUUACCUAUGUUUGAUGAAGACGAUGUGACAUUGAAUAUUGACAAAUUAAGAACAGAUAGAAUAUCUAAGGGAGACAAGAAAACAGGAAACGUUCCAAAAACAGAAAUGACGACGUUCAAGAAAGGCCCUGAAAUGCUAGCAACCCUGGAGCGGAUAGGCGAAAGAAUUGGGCUACAAUCACCUAUUGCUUUUGGUAGAUAUCAAGCAAAAGCAAUGUACGAGUCUUGUCGUCACGAUAAAGCCUCUCGCAUUCGCUCCAUCCCAGCGUGGUGUAGAGUAUUCGCUAAAAAGGACCUUCAGGUUUUUGAGUAUUUGAACGAUAUGAACUGGUAUUACAAAUUUGGUUGGGGUAAUGCGGAAGGCAUUCGACUGGGCUGCCCGUUGUUGACAAGGCUUAACUUAAGUUUCAAACAAGCUGCUAACGAAGAAGGGGCAAGAGGAGUAUUUUACUUUGGACACAGAUCGAAUCAAUUUGUGGCGAUCACCAUGCUAGGACUGGCUCGAGACGACGUACCUCUAAAAGCAGACAACAUGGAAAUGAUGGCCGAAAGAAAGUGGAAAACUUCGCAUUUAAAUCCAUUUGCUGCAAAUACGAUUGCAGCAUUCUACAAAUGUAAAGAUAAUGUUGAUAGAGUAUCCUUCUUUGUUAACGAAAAAAUUAUGCCAAUCGAAUUGGACGACAAUAGUACUUGCACUGUAUGUCUUUGGAAAAAUGUCGAGAAGAAAUUCGAUAGGAUUACUGCUGAUAAAAGAGAAUGUGGGUUCGGUCGUAUUAUAACACCUCCUUAGAAGGUGAUGAAUGUUGAUAGUCAGCUAGACCCAGUGACCUGCCUACGUCGGAAAUAACAGAUAAAAUGAUUAAAACCGAAUAAAAAAAAAAUAAGGAUUAUAUUAUGGUAGAACGUAACAAAUUACAAAAUAUAAGUUUACUGCAUUAAAAAUAUGGUGUACACGCAUUAUAUAAAGAAAAUUAAAAGAUGUACAAUAUUCAUUCAAAACAUAAUCAUCGGAAUCGAAAUUAACUGCAAAGUAUAAGUAUAUUCUCUUAAAGUCUCAAGCCAUAUUUUUUGCUACUGACAAGCUCUUUACACUUAUGGAACAUUAUUAUUAUUAAUAAUGUGGUUACACUUUUUUAUUUUGUAUUGAUAAUCAGAAAUUAGCACAGUGUACACUGUACCGAAAUAAAAAAAUAUAGGCGAAAUUAUAUUUUGUAAAACAAAAAAAAAAAUGUUAGGUAACAGUAACUAUCAUGCCUAAAUAGUAAGAUAUUAUUUAAAUUUGUAUUAAUGGAUGAAUAAUUGCUACUAGUUAUACUGUAUAAGUCGAAAGUAUGAAAAUAUUACCUAACUACAAUAACUGAAAGGACAUUUUAAAUUGAUAUAAGAAUUAUACUACACGUUAUGUAAUUGCAUCACCUAUUGAAUUGGUAUUAUAACCUAUUCGUAUCACCCUAUGAGAUGAUAUUUAAGAAAUUUUAGAUUUUAUUACCUAUGUAAAUUUCAAGUAAAUGUUAUGGU
Adelges cooleyi (spruce gall adelgid) is the source of this 2291-nucleotide messenger RNA. Its product is annotated as multiple inositol polyphosphate phosphatase 1-like. Bases 238 to 1563 code for a protein of 441 amino acids. Lineage: Eukaryota; Metazoa; Arthropoda; Insecta; Hemiptera; Adelgidae. The transcript is spliced from 9 exons. Gene Ontology annotation, molecular function: inositol phosphate phosphatase activity; acid phosphatase activity. The record is from RefSeq and is a predicted model, not a curated record.